This is a messenger RNA of Colossoma macropomum (tambaqui), 961 nucleotides long. It is a transcript of the gene alox5ap, whose product is annotated as arachidonate 5-lipoxygenase-activating protein. The transcript has 5 exons. The coding region runs from base 93 to 560 and encodes 155 amino acids. Gene Ontology annotation, molecular function: enzyme activator activity; leukotriene-C4 synthase activity; glutathione transferase activity. NCBI's taxonomy places the organism in Eukaryota, Metazoa, Chordata, Actinopteri, Characiformes, Serrasalmidae. The record is from RefSeq and is a predicted model, not a curated record. Gene Ontology annotation, biological process: leukotriene biosynthetic process. Gene Ontology annotation, cellular component: endoplasmic reticulum; membrane; nuclear envelope.
AGAUAUCCUGUCUCGUCCAUUGGCUGACUAUCAUCAGUCCAACAUCAGAUCAGCUCUGACGGACAGUCUUGCUGCACUUGCACCGAGAAAAGAUGGACGAGGUGGUGAUGGAGAAUAUAUUCUUACUGGUGCUGGUCACACUGCUGAGUGUUGUGCAAAACGCAUUCUUUGCUCAGAAAGUUGAGAAGGAGUGCAAGGCACAUGAUGGCAAAACACCUGCGUUUGAACGAUUGUCCUGUGCCAAUCGAAACUGUAUGGAUGCCUACCCAACGUUCCUGGCAGUCAUGUGGUGUGCCGGAAUCUGUCUCAGUCAAGCACCAGCAGCAUUUGCUGGAACUGUGUACCUUGUGGCCAGGCAGAAAUACUUUGUUGGAUACAUGGGACAGACAUGCCAGAGCACUCCAGGCUUCCUGUUCGGAAAGCGCGUGCUCUCCUUCUUAUGCCUCAUGUGUGUUGUGGGUAUUGUGAACUACCUGCUGGUGACAUAUGGGGGCAGUGACUAUAAAGAGUACAUCCAGACCAUCACCAAGGCUGCCUCCACUCUCCUCCUCAUCCCUUAGUCAGCAUCCAAAGACUUGCCUCUCAGGGCAAGUUUUACAAUCUUUUACAUUUUAAAAUUGUUAUUCACAUGCAGCACUAUUACACAUACAUGUCACAGAGCACAUAAUUCUAUAGUUCCAAUAUUUGGCCUGCUCUGUUAUUUGUUCAAUACCUCAAAAUAAUGAAUGCCACUUUGGUCAGUGCCACCCACAAGCAUUAUCAGUCUGCUGUUGGGAGUUGUUAAACUUCUGUGAGAACAAUUUUGAGCAACUAAUUGACAUUCAAACUUAUCUUUCUUUCUACUUACACAUUAGUGUUUUGGUCUACACUAUUACAAUACUUUAUUGUACGUAGUAUCCUUUGUUAUGAUUAGGAGCCACUCUCAUUGCUUCAUCAAUAAAACAGAAUGAUUUCCAUGUAA